Prorocentrum cordatum is the source of this 303-nucleotide messenger RNA. NCBI's taxonomy places the organism in Eukaryota, Dinophyceae, Prorocentrales, Prorocentraceae. The record is from the annotation of a GenBank genome assembly.
AUGGCCGAACAGCUCGACGUCCAACGCGGCCUCAACCCAGAUCUCGCUGCCACCCCGGCGGGACUUCUUGAAGCCAAGCUAUGUGAUACUUUGUUCGAGCAAGACCGCGUGGUCGGCAUCGCGCCCAGCCUGCGCCAAGACGCGGUUCAAAGCGCUGUGCCGGAUCGACGUGUGCGGGCCGACGUUGCAGCACACGGCAUGGUCGUUGCAUGCAUCCAGGGUCUCACCACAGUGCACACGGGUCUUUGGACUGGGCGCGGGCGCAUUGCAGACCAGACGGAUACACCAGGAGACCGAGCCUGA